UUCAGCGUCGCCAAAUCCACACGCUACAUCUCGCGUCCCGCUCUCGCCAUCUUUCCAGCUCUCAUCUCCCCACUCUCCACUCUCCAAAACACCACCAUGCGCGCCUCCGCCCGUGUCCUCGUCUCCCACAUCCCCCGCCGCGAGGCCUUCAUUGUCGCCUCCAAGCGUACCCCCUUCGGUGCCUUCGGCGGCUCCCUCAAGGACCUUAAGGCCUCGGAGCUCGGCGGCAUCGCUGGUCGCGCGGCCCUCGCCGAGCUCCCCUCCGAGCUCGAGGUUGACCAGGUUUUCUUCGGCGGCGUCACCCAGACGGACAACUCGACGCCCUACCUCGCGCGCCACGUCGGCCUCCGCUCCGGGCUCCCCAACGAGGUGCCCGCGCUUACCGUCAACCGCCUCUGCGGCUCGGGCUUCCAGUCGGCCAUCACGGCCGCGCAGACCAUCGCGCUCGGCGAGGCUGACGUGUGUCUCACCGGUGGUGCCGAGGCCAUGUCCAUGGCGCCCAUGACCCUCGGCGGCGCCGCUCGCUGGGGCAUGCGCUUCGGCCAGAACCAGACCCUCGAGGACUCGCUCUUCGCCUGCCUCACUGACCAGAACCCUAACGGCAAGCCCACGCCCAUGGGUAUCACCGCCGAGAACCUCGCGCAGAAGUACGGCAUCACCCGUGAGCAGGCCGACAACUACGCGCUCCAGUCGCAGCAGCGCUACCAGGAGGGUCUCGCCGCCGGCGCGUUCAAGGACGAGAUCACGCCCGUGACCAUCAAGGGCCGCAAGGGCGACAUUAUCGUCGACAAGGACGAGCACCCCAAGGCCAAGACUACUAUUGAGACGCUCCAGAAGCUCCCCUCGGUCUUCAUCCCCAAGACUGGCACUGUCACCGCCGGUAACGCCUCGGGCAUCUGUGACGGCGCGUCCGUCAACAUUGUCGUCUCGGAGGACGCCGUGAAGAAGUACAACCUCAAGCCUCUUGCGCGUAUCGCGUCGUACGCUUGGUCGGCGUGCAACCCCGAGAUCAUGGGCAUCGGCCCCGCCGUCUCGGUCCGCCAGGCGCUUGCCCGCAUCGGCAAGAGCGUCAACGACAUGGACCUCAUUGACAUCAACGAGGCCUUCUCGACCCAGUGGCUCGCCGUCCAGAAGGAGCUUGAGCUUCCCAACGAGAAGUCCAACCUCUUCGGCGGCUCGGUCGCCGUCGGCCACCCCCUCGCCGCCUCGGGCGCCCGUAUCACCGGUAACCUCGUCCACAACCUCAUCCGUCUCGACAAGAAGUGGGGUCUUGGCGGUGCCUGCAUUGGCGGCGGCCAGGGCAUUGCCAUCGUCCUCGAGCGUGUCUAAGUGUGAAAGAGCGUAAGAUUAAAAAAACACUGUAGGCCAGCCAUGUAUUAUUGCAUAGGG
This is a messenger RNA of Cutaneotrichosporon oleaginosum, 1389 nucleotides long. RefSeq lists its product as uncharacterized. Lineage: Eukaryota; Fungi; Basidiomycota; Tremellomycetes; Trichosporonales; Trichosporonaceae. Gene Ontology annotation, cellular component: mitochondrion. The record is from RefSeq and is a predicted model, not a curated record. Gene Ontology annotation, molecular function: acyltransferase activity, transferring groups other than amino-acyl groups.